Messenger RNA from Trichoderma citrinoviride, 896 nucleotides. RefSeq lists its product as hypothetical. The record is from RefSeq and is a predicted model, not a curated record. Gene Ontology annotation, cellular component: cytosolic large ribosomal subunit; ribosome. Gene Ontology annotation, biological process: ribosomal large subunit assembly; cytoplasmic translation. The coding region runs from base 122 to 724 and encodes 200 amino acids. The transcript is spliced from 3 exons. NCBI's taxonomy places the organism in Eukaryota, Fungi, Ascomycota, Sordariomycetes, Hypocreales, Hypocreaceae. Gene Ontology annotation, molecular function: RNA binding; structural constituent of ribosome.
UCCCACAAACUCGCUAGCGGCGCUCACAAAGAAAUCCAACAUUUCCGUUCGGGUGAACAUCACGAACGUGUCUUCUCUCAUCCUCUCCACACCCCAUAUCCAGACACCCGAGAGAGUCAACAUGUCGGCCAAGCCCACGACCAAGCAGUUCGGCAAGUCGACCCGGGAGGUGCCCGCCUCCGCGGACAAGGCCAAGAAGUGGUACCCUGCCGACGACGACAGCGAGCCGAAGAAGGUCCGCAAGGCCGUCCGCUCUUGGGCCCCCCGAAAGACCCUCCAGCCCGGCACCGUCCUGAUCCUCCUGGCCGGCCGCUUCCGCGGCAAGCGCGUCGUCCUCCUCAAGACUCUCGACCAGGGUGUCCUCCUCGUCACCGGCCCCUUCAAGAUCAACGGCGUCCCCCUGCGAAGAGUCAACUCCCGAUACGUCAUCGCCACCUCCUACAAGGUCGACAUCUCCGGCCUUGACGCCGCCAAGAUCGAGGAGAUCUCCCAGCCCAAGUACUUCACCGCCGAGAAGGCCAAGGAGAAGGCCUCUGCUGAGGCUUUCUUCAAGCAGGGAGAGAAGCCCCAGAAGAAGGAGAUCAACAGCAGCCGUGCUGCCGACCAGAAGGCCGUCGACAAGGCUCUGAUUGCCAGCAUCAAGAAGGUGGAUCUGUUGGCCAGCUACCUCGCCAGCACCUUCAGCCUGCGGAAGGGUGACAAGCCCCACGAGAUGGCGUGGUAAAUCUUUUUUUCUUCGUCAAAAAAAGGGAAACACACAAAAUCUCGGGUAGGCUUGGAAGAGUGAAAGCGGAUGGGGGGUGGAUGGGAGUUCAACUAUGGUGCUGGUCAAGAUGCGGGUUGUAGAACGGAAAGGGUCUCCGAAAUGGGCUGGUUUGGCCAAUUGCAUUUGGAAG